AUGUCAAGCUCAGCGCCAGCCCCAUCACACUACCUCGCCAUUGACACAAAUGUCCUCAUCUCUCGUCUCUCGCUCGUCCGCGAGCUUCAUCAGUUGCUCCUCCGGACGGACGCGUGGCUGCUCAUCCCUACAACUGUUGUCAAGGAACUCGACGGGCUCAAGUCGUCCAUCAAGCCGCUGGACUCCCUCACAGACAUGACCGUAGGCGACGCCGCGCGCUCUGCUACAACAUGGCUCCUCGAGCGUGCACGAGGGAACAGAAUCGGAGUCACUUCCCGUGUACGCCUUGAGCGAUGGAGCGAGAACGCCGUCACCCGACCGGGCGGCAACAGUGCCGACGACAGUAUCCUCGCGUGUUGCCUCCAUUUCCAUCAAGAGGCGCCGGUCAGCCUCUGGACUGAUGAUCGCAAUCUCGCACUUUUGAGCGAGUCCAAUGGUGUACCCACAGUUGUGGGAAAAGUGGGACUCGGCGUGCUCAAGAGAGCGCUCGAGCUGGAGGUGGACGAUGGGGAGGACGCCAUGGAAAUCGACGCCAUGAUUGUGGACGAGGAUGAGCGGGAUGUCCCCCUCCUCUGGCAUGCACGGUCUGAGACGCGCAACCACAUGUCGGGUACGCGAUCUGCGCCUCCAGAAACGCAGCCAGUACUGCCCAUUCCAACCAGCCCUUCGGCCAUGGUCAUCGACCUGCCCUCGCCUGCUGUACCGACCUCGCCACUGCCAACUGGAUCUGGAUCGCUGGUGCCCACCAGUGUCACUAAUGGACUCCGGAUGGGGUUCGCUGCCGGCUCGCUCGCCGAGGCCAUCGCCAACAUCGAUCCCAACCUCCUUCCGCCGCGGAUGCGACGUCGACACAGCUCCUUCUCCGCACCCGACUCGACCCCCAACGGCAACGGUAACGGCCACCCGACCUCGAACUCGAUCCCUCCCUUCCGCCACCGACAACAACCACCCGCCCUUUCCCCGACACCUCUCGCCCCCAUCUCCCGACCGCUCCCCGACACCGUCGCGGCCCAGCUCGUCUCCGCCAUCGGCCCCGUCCUCCUCGCCCUCGCCGCUCACGGUGCACGCCCGCCAGCCGUUUCCGCCGACCCGGUUAUUGCCAUCGCCACCCUCGCCGAUCAACUGGACGACAUUGACCGGUGUAUCCCGACCCAACCCUUCCCGUCCGAUGUGGGCGUGCCUCCGACCCAAGAGGCCCAGCUGCGCGACAUGCGCCGCACGUUGGCCAUGUGUAUGGCAGCUGCGCGGACGGUGAAGGAGUUUCUGGUGCCCGGGUCAGGAAAGGGCCGGACACCAAGGAGUGGCGAGGCGGCCGACGCUCUCAUGGUGCUUGCCACGCAGCUGAGGAAGCUGCGCGUGGCUAUCAAUGAGGCCAACUGGCGGGCACUGGCCGACGCCGUGCGACAACUGUAG
Apiotrichum porosum is the source of this 1413-nucleotide messenger RNA. RefSeq lists its product as uncharacterized. The transcript has 3 exons. The record is from RefSeq and is a predicted model, not a curated record. Lineage: Eukaryota; Fungi; Basidiomycota; Tremellomycetes; Trichosporonales; Trichosporonaceae. Bases 1 to 1413 code for a protein of 470 amino acids. Gene Ontology annotation, cellular component: nucleus.